This is a messenger RNA of Orbilia oligospora ATCC 24927, 717 nucleotides long. RefSeq lists its product as uncharacterized. NCBI's taxonomy places the organism in Eukaryota, Fungi, Ascomycota, Orbiliomycetes, Orbiliales, Orbiliaceae. The record is from RefSeq and is a predicted model, not a curated record. The transcript has 4 exons. Gene Ontology annotation, biological process: protein O-linked glycosylation via mannose; GPI anchor biosynthetic process. Gene Ontology annotation, cellular component: endoplasmic reticulum membrane. Bases 1 to 717 code for a protein of 238 amino acids. Gene Ontology annotation, molecular function: dolichyl-phosphate beta-D-mannosyltransferase activity.
AUGGCCGGCGACAAGUACUCGAUAAUAUUACCCACCUACAACGAGCGAAACAACUUGCCCAUCAUCAUUUGGCUGCUCGAGAAGACGUUCACCAAAGCUAAACUCGAUUGGGAAAUCAUCAUUGUCGACGAUGCAUCGCCGGACGGGACUCAGGAUGUUGCAAACCAAUUGAUCAAGGCAUACGGAUCGAAUGUUAUCUUGAAGCCAAGAGCUGGAAAGUUGGGCCUCGGAACUGCAUAUGUUCACGGACUUCAGUUCGUUACAGGCAAUUAUGUUAUCAUCAUGGAUGCCGAUUUCAGUCACCACCCCAAAUUCAUCCCUGAAAUGAUCAAGGUCCAGAAAUCUAAGAACUAUGAUAUCGUCACCGGUACAAGAUAUGCAGGCGACGGUGGGGUUUACGGCUGGGAUUUCAAGAGAAAGCUGGUUAGCAGGGGUGCCAACCUCUUUGCCAGCGUUGUCCUACGGCCGAACGUGAGCGAUUUGACGGGAAGUUUCCGGUUGUACAAGAAAUCCGUCUUGGAGAGUGUUAUCAAGAGCACAGAGAGCAAGGGCUACACAUUCCAGAUGGAAAUGAUGGUUCGGGCAAGGGCAAUGGGAUAUUCCGUGGCUGAAGUCCCAAUAUCAUUCGUCGACCGUCUGUACGGUGAAAGCAAACUUGGUGGGGACGAGAUCGUAGAAUAUGCAAAGGGUGUGCUCAAUUUAUGGCUUAAGGUGUAA